UGGAGCACUACUGGUGCUACUGCCCCAGAAGAGAGGCAGGGGACCGGGCAGGACAGUGAGGAGGAACACGAGGGAGGGGGAGAGGUGGCAGUUGUCGGGCGUCGCAUGGCCGUGCAGAGGCUGGUGGUGGCGGCGGUGGCAGUAGCCCUGCUGUCCCUGGUUCUAAACAAUGUUGCAGCCUUCACCCCAAGUUGGGUCCUGCAAGCUCUGGAGGAUGGACGCAAGCGGAGUGUGGGACUAUGGAGGAUGUGCCCCAGUGGAGGGGAAAGGGCCCGUGAUGACCUCCAGGCUGGGAGAAGAGGGCAAGGAACACAGAGGCAGUGUGAAGGCCUUGGAUGGGGAUCCGAGUAUGCAGGCUACCAAGAAUCCCGCAGUACAGUCAAACUGCAGUUUGACAUGAUGCGAGCAUGUAACCUGAUGGCAACGGUGGCCCUGACUGUCGGUCAGCUGAUUUUCCUUCUGGGCCUGAUGGAGCUGCCUUUCAUCAUGCAGCAAUCACAGUGGUGGGAGGAGGCCAUUGCUGCACUCUUCCAGCUAGCCAGUUUUGUCCUGGUGAUUGGACUUGUGACCUUCUACAGGAUUGGGCCAUACACACACCUGUCCUACUCCUGCUACUUGGACAUAGCUGCUUGCUUGCUGGCCACGAUGGCUGCAGCCAUGCUCAUCUGGAACAUUCUACAUCGUCGCGAUGACUGCCUGGCACCUCGAGUUAUAAUCAUCAGUCGCUCACUGGCAUCUCCUUUCCACCAACGUCAAGACAAUGACUACGUGGAGUCGCCUUGUUGAGCCAUGUGACCUCACAAGCCAAGCCAGUAAGGAGUAAUAAACUAUGGUGGCAAGACACUGCUGUCAACUACUCGUGUCUAUUCCUGUUAUUCCAAUGUGACUCUCAAGAGAGGAGGACAUUCGAGUGGCUUUACAAUGGCUGUACUAACUUGUACUUGCAACUUUAUUUCACAACUUCUUCCACCAUACACUUAGAAAUCAGAAUUAUUUUGCUGCUCAGUCCACAGAAGUCACAAAUUUAACUGAAAUUCAUGUCUAAAACAGCCUUAAAUUUCCAAUCAUAUUCAAAUACUGAAUGAUGUUUCAUUUAUUCACUUUGGAUGAGCUGAUUCUUAGCUAAAUACUGAACUGGGACUAUGACUGUCUCGUAUGAAACAUCCUUGCUAGGAAAAGAUCAAGCUGGAACUUGACCUGUUUUGUUAUAUGUGUGUGUGCGCUCAUUACGCAGCCUCCUGCAUAAUUAUAAAUUGGAAACUAAGAAAGAUGUUGAAAAUAUAAUACCAGAAUACCUCAUAUUUGUUUUUGUCCUUUUAAAGCUUAUCACAUUUUAAUACAUACUAAUGUUAGUGAUAUCAGCUCAAAUUGAGAAGGUGAACGAAUAAGGUAAAAGCAGAAAAGUUAGUCAACUUCAGCAAAGUUUUUAAGAGGCUUCUCCAAAUCAGUGGCAAUAUUUAAUGAGAGAUGAUUUUGAUAAAUAUAAUAAAUAUAAACACGUACUUACUAACAGACAUGAGAGGGAACCUCAAUCUCUCAGUCACUGCCACGUUAAUACAGUAUGUUUCCUCUUGAAAAAAGGAAAACAAAAAAGACAAAUGGUCUGAAAGUUAAUGAAUGUGAAUAGAUUUGGAAUUUCAAAGCAGUAUUUGUUAAACUGCUGGUAACAGAUGCUUUGGUAAUGUACUGCAUUUUGAGAUGACACACACAUUUCAAUAUUUAAGUUCAUUUUUCAUGAUACUUUCUGUAUGAAGCUCCGCUCGCUUGUGGUACAUGUAAAUUAAUAUAAUAUAGUUGUGUAAAAAAUAGUGCUAUCAUUUGCAGUAGUAUUAUUGUGACCAUAUCAUAUUUUUGCCAAGAAUUCCAGGUUAUCUGUGGGGCUUCCACACUGCGAAACAUAGAGGCACA
Molecule: messenger RNA, 1908 nt
Organism: Monopterus albus (swamp eel)
Lineage: Eukaryota; Metazoa; Chordata; Actinopteri; Synbranchiformes; Synbranchidae
Gene: tmem204
Product: transmembrane protein 204
Exons: 3
Coding region: 106-786 (226 amino acids)
Source: RefSeq, a predicted model, not a curated record